AUGGCUCUCACGAAAGUGAAGCUUGCCGUUCUUUCCUUUGCUUUUGCUUUCAGCAAUGUCGAUGCCUACUGGCGCAUGAGCUGUAGCACUGUCCAGACUGGACGUAUCGACCCGGUCGUGUCCCCUGGAAUGGUCUCCAGCCAUGUCCACAAACUCGUUGGAGCUUCAAAUAUUAAUAUAAGCUCCACCUACGACACGCUGAGGCAGGCUAGCUGCACAUCCUGCUCAGUCCAAGCAGACAAGUCCGCCUAUUGGACCCCGCUCCUUUACUAUCAACAUGCAGAUGGUACCUUUGAAGAGGUUUAUGCCGGCGGCAUGGCCAUCUACUACCUUGGCCGCGGAAACGCCACCACUGGUGCCACCCCAUUCCCUCCUGGCUUCCGAAUGCUCUCGGGCGACAUGUCUGCCCGCUCCUACGAUAACACAACCUUGACUUAUGGCAAUGUUCGUCCCGUUGCGGACCGUGUUUCUUUCGCUUGUCUCGAUGAUCAGGCCAUGGCCGAGCAACCUUAUAUGUUCCGCACCUCUUGUAAAUACGGCAUGCGCGCCCAGAUUCAUUUCCAGUCCUGCUGGAAUGGCAGAGACUUGUACCGCUCUGACAACAGCCACGUGGCCUACAUGUCAGACAUUGACAAUGGCGAGUGCCCGCCCACUCAUCCAGUUCAACUUGUUCAUCUCUUCUACGAAGUUCUCUAUUCUAUGGACAGCGUCACCCAGGACGGUGGCCGUUUCGUCUUCGCUCAAGGAGAUCCGACCGGCUAUGGCUUUCACGGUGAUUUCAUCAACGGCUGGGACCAAAAAACCAUCAAAAAUGCCACAAAAGAAUGCGCCUUUACCGAUAAUGAUGGGGACAUUUCUGACUGCCCUAUUCUUGCUGCAACCAAUGAUGACAAUGCCGCUUGGAAUUGCCCUGAGCAGCCGUCGAUCGUCGAGGAGCCGGUUUCGGGCAGAAUCAGCAAGCUUCCCGGCUGCAUCAAAGUCGACAACGGCCCAGCAAAUGCCCCCAUUGGUGACAUGGUCUGUGCUGCUGGUGUCCCACAACCUUCGUUGCGCCAGCCUUCCAAAGCCACCGGCACUGCUACCACGACUUUGCUUCCCACUCCUGGACAAUCUGUUAACAACUGGGCCUACGUCGGUUGCGCUACCGAUUCAUUUUCACCACGUUCCCUUUCUGGGACCAUGUAUACUAAUUCCACAGGCAUGACCACUGAAUCCUGCCAGAGUUUCUGCCUGACCAACGGUUAUAUCUAUGCCGGAACCGAGAAUGGACAAGAAUGUUGGUGUGAUAAUACCCUGAAUUCGGCCUCGACUCUUGGCCAGACUGACUGCGACCUAAACUGCGCCGGUAACGGCUAUGAGAAGUGCGGUGGAGCCUGGCGCCUCAGCGUGUGGAAGUCCGAAGUCUCCCAGCAUCUGAAGCGCUCAACCUCUGGAACUACGCUCUCAACUGUUAGGCUCUCCGCUCGGAGCACCAUCGGCGCCUGCACGCCAAUAACUCGUGGAACCCAGACGUCAGGUCCUUCGUCCAGCAAGAGCUCAGCUUCGUCCAGUUCGUCCAGCAAGGCCUCCGCUUCUUCCAGCAAGAGUUCCAGCAGCAGCAGCGCGCCUUCCUCUUCUCCUACCGGCGGGUCUGGUGGCGCAGUUUCGCUCGGCUGUUACAGUGAGGCAACCAACCAGCGAGCCCUGUCUGGCGCAUCAUACGUCGAUACCACUGACAUGACCAACGAGGCGUGCGAGAGCUACUGUAAAGGCAAGGGCUUCACAUAUGCUGGCACUGAGUAUAGUCAGGAAUGCUACUGCGGUAAUUCAUUCAAUGCCGGCUCCGUUGGCGGCCAGACUGGCUGUACCAUGGCCUGCACUGGCAACAAGAACGAGAUUUGUGGUGGACCUAAUCGUCUUACCGUCUGGAACGUUUCUGGCUCUGGGUCGGGCUCCAGCUCCAGCUCCUCGUCCACCAAGGCCUCCGCCACUUCCUCGCCCACUUCAUCCCCAAGCGGAGGCGCGGUCUCGCUCGGCUGCUACAGUGAGGCAACCAACCAGCGAGCCCUGUCUGGCGCAUCAUACGUCGAUACCACUGGCAUGACCAACGAGGCGUGCGAGAGCUACUGUAAAGGCAAGGGCUUCACAUAUGCCGGAACUGAGUAUAGUCAGGAAUGCUACUGCGGUAAUUCAUUCAAUGCCGGCUCCGUUGGCGGUCAGACUGGCUGCACCAUGGCCUGCACUGGCAACAAGAACGAGAUCUGCGGUGGACCUAACCGCCUCACCGUCUGGAGCGUUUCGGGCUCUGGUUCCGGCUCCGGCUCGAGCUCCAGCACCACAUCGAGCGCCCCAUCGAGCCCGACUGGCGUUGGAAGCUACCAGCUCAAGGGCUGCUACUCAGAGGGAACCACUGGCCGCGCUCUCGUUAGCAACUCGUACGUUGACACUACAGGCAUGACAGUCGAAUCGUGCAUUGCUUUCUGCCAGAAGUCCAAUUACCCGUAUGCAGGCGUGGAGUGGUCCCAGGAAUGCUACUGCGGCACGACCAUUUCCAAUGGUGCCGCCCCUGCUUCCUCGUCGGACUGCAACAUGGUUUGCACGGGAAAUAGCAAGGAGAUUUGCGGUGGCUCAAGCAGAAUCGACAUUUACUACAAUGGAUCGUGA
Xylona heveae TC161 is the source of this 2643-nucleotide messenger RNA. Its product is annotated as WSC-domain-containing protein. The record is from RefSeq and is a predicted model, not a curated record. Lineage: Eukaryota; Fungi; Ascomycota; Xylonomycetes; Xylonales; Xylonaceae. The transcript has 3 exons. Bases 1 to 2643 code for a protein of 880 amino acids.